GCGCUCCGCCCGCCCGCCUCGCCAUGACGGACCGCUACACCAUCCACAGCCAGCUAGAGCACUUGCAGUCCAAGUACAUCGGCACGGGGCACGCCGACACCACCAAGUGGGAGUGGCUGGUGAACCAGCACCGCGACUCGUACUGCUCCUACAUGGGCCACUUCGACCUGCUCAACUACUUCGCCAUCGCCGAGAACGAGAGCAAGGCGCGCGUCCGCUUCAACCUGAUGGAGAAGAUGCUGCAGCCCUGCGGGCCGCCCGCCGACAAGCCCGACGAGUCCUGAGCUCCGUCCUGCUGUGCCCGCCCUCUGUCCCGUGUGGUUCCCGCCAAGGACUGGCCGGGAGAAGCCUCGCAAAAUGCCUGCUUCCGAACUCUGACUGUGCAGUCGUUCUCCUUUUUUCACGUGGAAUAUAAUAAAGCUUCCUGGGCAUUCCUAA
Molecule: messenger RNA, 438 nt
Organism: Melozone crissalis (California towhee)
Lineage: Eukaryota; Metazoa; Chordata; Aves; Passeriformes; Passerellidae
Gene: SF3B5
Product: splicing factor 3b subunit 5
Exons: 1
Coding region: 24-284 (86 amino acids)
Biological process (GO): mRNA splicing, via spliceosome
Cellular component (GO): U2 snRNP; precatalytic spliceosome
Source: RefSeq, a predicted model, not a curated record